CGCGAGAAGGCGACCGUCUCUCGCGUUAUUUCCUUGUUUCCAGAAUCCUUAGCGCGGAGUGGAAGAAUACUCUUUUAGCUCCGCUUCUUUUGAUGACUGCGGUUUCCUCAGCGGCUUCCCAGGUGCUGAGUCUGUGUGAGAAAUGGCGGCCCCAGAACAGCCGCUUCCGAUGUCAAGAGGAUGCCAGAAUUCUGCUUCGCUUUCUCCCCCGCGGGGCGACCGAACCCUUCUAGUGAGGCACCUGCCAGCCGAGCUUACCGCUGAGGAGAAAGAAGACUUGCUGAAGUAUUUCGGGGCGCAGUCCGUGCGCGUCCUAUCUGAUAAGGGGCGCCUGAAACAUACAGCUUUUGCAACUUUCCCUAAUGAAAAAACAGCUGUAAAGGCAUUGACAAGACUUCAUCAACUGAAACUUUUGGGUCAUACUUUAGUUGUUGAAUUUGCAAAAGAGCAAGAUCGAGUUCAUUCACCAUGUCCCUCUUUGGGCACUGAAAAAAAGAAAAGGUCUGAUGAUCCUGUGGAAGAUGAUAAAGAAAAGAAAGAACUUGAUUGUUUAACCAUAGAAAAUGGAAUUGCACCAAACCAUGGGCUGACUUUUCCUCUAAAUUCAUGCCUCAAGUAUAUGUACCCACCACCUUCAAGUACAAUCCUAGCAAAUAUAGUAAAUGCUUUGGCAAGUGUACCUAAGUUCUAUGUGCAGGUGCUUCAUCUUAUGAAUAAAAUGAAUUUGCCCACACCUUUUGGACCAAUUACUACCCGGCCUCCCAUGUAUGAGGACUAUAUGCCAUUACAUGCACCUCUUCCACCUACAUCUCCUCAGCCACCAGAGGAACCUCCUUUGCCAGAUGAGGAUGAGGAAUUAUCUAGUAAAGAAUCAGAAUAUGAAAGCAGUGAUGAUGAAGACCGUCAAAGAAUGACCAAACUAAUGGAACUGGCAAAUCUUCAGCCCAAAAGACCAAAACCAAUAAAGCAGCGCCAUGUGAGAAAAAAGAGAAAAAUAAAGGAUAUGUUGAAUAUACCAUCAUCUGCUUCACACAGCAAUUUACAUCCAGUGUUGUUACCUUCGGAUGUAUUUGACCAACCACAACCUGUAGGUAAUAAAAAAAUUGAAUUCCAUAUAUCUACUGACAUGCAAGCUGCAUUUAAGAAAGAUUUAGAAAAGCAACAGAAUUGUGAAGAAGAAAAUAGUGAUUUACCUGCUACUGAAGCUGAUGCAUCUAAUAUAGGAUUUGGAAAAAUCUUCCCCCAACCAAAUUUGAACAUCACAGAGGAGAUUAAAGAUGACUCGGAUGAAAUGCCAUCAGAAUGUAUUUCUAGAAGGGAGUUGGAAAAGGGCAGAAUUUCUCGAGAAGAAAUGGAAACACUUUCAGUUUUUAGAAGUUACGAACCUGGUGAACCAAACUGUAGAAUUUAUGUAAAGAAUUUAGCUAAACAUGUUCAGGAAAAGGACCUUAAAUUUAUUUUUGGAAGAUAUGUUGACUUUUCAUCAGAAACCCAACGGAUAAUGUUUGAUAUACGUUUGAUGAAAGAAGGUCGCAUGAAAGGACAAGCUUUCAUUGGCCUUCCAAAUGAAAAAGCAGCGGCAAAAGCGUUAAAGGAAGCUAAUGGAUAUGUUCUUUUUGGAAAACCUAUGGUGGUUCAGUUUGCUCGAUCUGCUAGACCAAAACAAGAUUCUAAAGAAGGAAAAAGAAAGUGUUAAAAAUUAGUAAAGAAGCAUCCCUGCGUAAAUACUGCUGUAAUACUGUCAUACAAAGUGUAUCCUUUCUUGUUGUAUCCUUUUGGGGCAGUGUUUUUUUAUUUUCAUAGAAGUGUUUUGUCUCUCCCCAACCCACUGAUCCAGCUUAUGCAAUAAUUUUUCUUUUUAACAAUGUACUGAAAUUAAGUAUUUCUAAAUUAUCUGUGUUGAUUGAACAGAUCUUUUAUGUGGUUUUUAGAUUUGUUGCUGAAUUUUCUAUGCUAUCCUUUAGGUUAUGUAGUUUUUCCAGAGAAAGUUAGUGAAUCAGGUCAACUUAUUUACGUGGAGAAUGGAUACAUUUGCUUUAACACAGAUUUUAUUCUUGCUUCUUCUAUUUAUGUAUUUUCUAAUUCAGUAACAUAAAUGCUUUCUCUUUCAUGAUAUAUGUGGUUUAGGCAUUCUGUAUAACCUAUUAUAAAAUUUGGGGAAAAGGGUUUUUCCCCCCUAUAAAAAGUACAUGUGUUGACAUUUUAAAUAACUGAAUUUCAGUGUGAAUUCCAAAUAAGAGUAGCAGACAUCUGAGGUUUUAUUAUUGAAAUCUCCUUUGAGAUAGCAACUAGAAGUAUCUUUUUUCCCUUUCUUUUUCUAAACAAAAUAAAAGGAUUAAGAAAAGAGUAACAGAGAGGAGAAGACAUAAAGUUGACUCAGGGUAGCACAGUAAGUGGAAAGAAACAGUUCUGGUAGGUAUGUAAGUGGUUUCCAGACCUGUUGAUAAUCAGAACUGCCCAAAUAGUGGUUCUCAAUUUUGGCUGCAUAUUAGAAUGACUUGCAGAACUUUAAAAAAAAGAAAAAAACAAAAAAACUAAAGAAAAAUAAUAAAGUAAAAAGUAUGUUGCUUGGGUUUCUUCCCAGAGUUUUGUUUUAAUUGGCCUGGAUUUCUGCAUGGAUAUCAAUAUUUUCAAACCUCACAGAGUAUUGGUUCUAAUGUGCAACCAAGAUUGAGAACCACUGAGGAAGGAUUUUUAUACGUUAAGAUUCCUGGACUCUAUCCUAGAACUGAUAGAUAAGAAUCUCUGGAAUCAGGACCAAGAAUCUAAUUUUCCCUUAUUAGUUCUAAAGACUGACCAAUUUGAAUACUGCUUUGUUAGAUUAAACUGAUUACAUGGAUCCAAGAUAUCACCCUAGCCAUCUAAACUUUUAUUAGUAGGAAAAUACAGCAUUGGAGUCUUUACAUCCCUUUUCUUACUAAUUCUACUAAUAGUAGGAUUUUCUUACUAAAUCCUACUAAUAGUACAAUGAAAACAAUGCAAAAUUCUGUUAAUCAUUAUCACUCAAAGAUACAAAAAGCAGGAGAUAUUCAAAUUGCUGUUGCUUUUUUCUCUUGACACAGUUAAAUAUUUUAUUUUUUAAUGUUAUAAAUCAGUUUACGUGCUGUUAGAUAAUUAAAAUUUUGUUGCACUGACAUGAUUCACUAAUUUUCCAAAUAUAAAUGUUCUAGCUUUUAGUUAUUUUCGAACUAGUGAACUGUUUAAUAAUCACUAUUUUUAAUGAAUUUUUAUGGUGUUUUAGGUUCCUUUUAUCUCUCAAGUACUUUCCACCUUUGUGGAGAUGAAAUUGACCACCUGGACUAUGGAACUGUGCGUAAUAGCUUUUAAAGUGUAUUUAAAAAUUAAAUCUAUAUGCAUUUAAAUCAGUUUAUUAGAGAUCUAUAACAUGUAUUUUAAUCAUCUUCCUCAUAUAAUAAAUUAUUUUCUUUCCAAUUAAAAUAAUCUUAAUUUUUCUUUGUUAUUUAUUGAGGAAAGUAUAAUUUGAUAAUUACAUAAAUUUUUUAUCAAGUAAUUUUAUGAUACUAAAUAUAAAUUUUCUUUUAUGGUUACAAAUAUUGCCCUUUUUCAUUCUUACUUGUAUACUGAUGCACUUAUUUUUUGUAAUUAUUCUCAGAGUAGUUUUACUUGGUUGAGUUUUGAUGAUUUUGAUGUUGUUUUGAUUUUGUUUUUUCUCUUAAGUGGUGGGGGAUUUUUCACAGGUUAGGGAAUUUGUAUACUUGCCCUAACAGGUUUUCAGUGUUGUGUCUCCCAGUGUAUCAGAAUGUCACUCAAUAAAUUUUUCCUAUAUAAAAUUA
Messenger RNA from Bubalus bubalis (water buffalo), 3794 nucleotides. It is a transcript of the gene RNPC3, whose product is annotated as RNA binding region (RNP1, RRM) containing 3. The record is from RefSeq and is a predicted model, not a curated record. Lineage: Eukaryota; Metazoa; Chordata; Mammalia; Artiodactyla; Bovidae. The transcript has 15 exons. Gene Ontology annotation, biological process: mRNA splicing, via spliceosome. Gene Ontology annotation, molecular function: U12 snRNA binding; pre-mRNA intronic binding; protein binding. The coding region runs from base 143 to 1696 and encodes 517 amino acids. Gene Ontology annotation, cellular component: U12-type spliceosomal complex.